This is a messenger RNA of Prorocentrum cordatum, 154 nucleotides long. The record is from the annotation of a GenBank genome assembly. Lineage: Eukaryota; Dinophyceae; Prorocentrales; Prorocentraceae.
GGCCCCGACGAGGGCGGGCAGAUCGUCUUCCAGCGGUCGCCCGACGGCACCCCGCCGGAGGGCUGCAUCGGGCCGCAGGAGGCCUCGCUCGGCGACCCCAAGCUGGUCGGCGGCAGGGGCUGCGCCCUGCGGGUGGUGUUCUCCGGCGACGACG